UAAAUGUUUAAUUUCUGGAAUAGGAACAAACAGCUUGUCAAUCGAGUUGCUUCUCAGAGAUACUUUGCAAGGAGCGUUGCUAAAAGUGUUCCCUUUGCUGCUUCACAGGCAGCUGAAAUUUUUGGAGACAGAACCUUCAUUACUCCCACUCCAAUGGAAGAAUUUGAUGCUCAUAAGCAUAAAAUGGAAGUCAAGCACAAUAAUAUACAAGAAAUAAAGUGGCAUGACAGGACUGUAGGAAGGAAUAUAUUCAGAUUUGAGCCUCAAUUCCCCGAUUUUGAAAAUGGCUAUAGAAGAGAUGGCAGAGAUCACGAAUCUAAGAUUUUCAAAGCAGGUGCAGAAAAAGCAGCGAAUGAAUUUAAAAAGAGGGCCACUGAUAAUAUCGCUCUCACCAAGUUAAAGCAAAGACUUGUUAAGUCUAAAAAAACUGUUGAUAGUCAGAAAUCUGGACCAUCGGAGAUUGAAUUGCUUAUGAAAUCUAUGGACUAUAACCUUGAAUUAAACUAUGACCCUACUUUUGGAGAGAAAGAGACCCUCCUUGAGAUUAACCAAAGGCUUGAUGUUAAAAUGGAUAAUUUGAUUGAAAAGCUCACCAGACUUGAUUACAGAGAUUUCCUUGCUGUUAAUAAAUACAUCCUUGAAGCCAGGAAUUCUAAAGAAACACACUUACAAGCAAGAGCUCAUGUACUAGCAGCUGCUAUGAGGAGAAUCUCUCAGAAAAAGAGGAAUCAGAUUGACCAAGAACUUAAAAACAAGCACAGCUUAAGCGAUGAUGUAUCCAAUACUUCUUCUGACUUAGCUGAUUUUAGAAUCAAAGCGUUUAUGGAAGAAGACCCUCAUUUGAAGGAUGUUUAUAGAAAAUCCUACACUGAAAUUAAAGAAGAAAACACCAGAGACACUGCCGACCAAGAUCUUGACCAGUUCAUUGAUGAGGAAAUAUAUGAGGAGGAUGAAGAAGAUCAUUUACUUGAAAAAGAAUUUUACACCCAUAAGUAUGUGCAUUGGUUUAAGACUACCAAGGAGCUUAGACAGAUUUAUGAGCAAGAUAUUGGAUCUGCCCAGACUAAGGAAGCCAAAGAUAUUGCACAUGAUAAAUUCAUCAAUAUGAGGAAAAGAAUGCUUAGGAAAAAGAAAUUGGCUGUUAGUGUAGAAAGUCUUAGAGCAGAACUGCUUUAUAACCAUCGUAUAAAGUUAAUAACUAAACAGAAGAUGCUGGAAGAGCACAAAGAUAGGAUUGGACAACCUGGCUCAGAUUUUCUUGAAAAUGAAAUAUCUGAUUUAGAAAAAAUGUACAAUCAAAUCAAACGUGAUGAAUCUCCUAUUCUAAAGAAGGGAGAUGCUACAGAUGAGAUAUCUCAACAAUGGCUCGAAUUUAUGGAUAAAUUUUCAGCAAAAUAUUACGAUUCGAAGUGGAAAUGGUACCAAUCCACCAAGAUAAAGCAGAUCGUUACUAUGGAUGCUCGUGUUUCAGGCUUGAUCCAAGUUAUCAAUGAUAAUGAAGGAAAUUUGAAAGACAAAAUGGAAUAUAUGUAUAAUAGGAUCAAUGACCAUAAUGACAGGAAAGAAGUCAGGGACAUGAUCAGUGCUGAAAUUCACAAGAAGACAUCCAUUCAAGAUGUUGGAGAGGUUCUUGAUGAUCUUAUCAGAGAGUAUGAAGCUAACAACCCUGAAUACGAAGGAAAUAUUGAACCUGAAUCUCUAUAUAAAGAAUACACAUCUCCUGAGCUUUUCCCACAUUUAUACCAUGUUCUUGAGACUAGAAGAGUCAUUCCUUCUCAAUAUGAUGCAAGGGAAAGAGGAGAGGGCAAAAUUUUUAAAGAAACCUUUGAAGAGGUAGACAAGAACGACCAAGAAAGAGAUCAUAGUUUAGAGUCUCUUGAUGAGCACGAAAAGAUUGAGAUGCAGAUCUACUCGUCUAUCAAAAGGGAUCCUUACUACAAGCAUUAUGUCUACAACUGUCUGAGACAUGAGUCUGAGUACCUAAAUGCUAAAUCUAAUGACCUUUCUAUGGCUAUUGCUGCAGAUAACUAUAAUAUGAGAGUUAAAUUUGAUCCAAUCGAGAUUCCAGAUCUUGAGACAAAGGGGUAUUUGAGAGAUUUUGUUGAGAAGAUCACUAACGGAAAAGCUUGGGGAUCAGGUAGACGUAAGACAGCCAGAGCUAUUUGUGCUGUUAAGCCAGGAAGUGGGGUUAUUACUGUCAAUGGAAAACCAAUUCAGGAUUAUUUCCUUCUCCCUCAUCAGAGAAGGUUGAUAGUUGCUCCAAUCAAAACAGCUAAUUAUACCUCAGUUCUAGACUUUGAGUUAUGGGUAAAGGGAGGAGGUACCUCAGGUCAAGUUGGUGCUUGCCUUCCAGCCAUUGCUAAAGCUCUUUCUAGAUUUGACCCACAAGUCAGAAAGAAGAUGGAACUCCACAGAUUUGUCUAUAGUGAUGGAAGAGUGAGAGAAAGACAGCAUUAUGGUAAAAAGAGAGCAAGAAAGGGACGUGUCUACAAGAGAAGAUAA
Molecule: messenger RNA, 2502 nt
Organism: Moneuplotes crassus
Lineage: Eukaryota; Ciliophora; Spirotrichea; Euplotida; Euplotidae
Source: the annotation of a GenBank genome assembly